UAAACCUUCCGCCAGUAAUCGUUGACCAAGUGGGAAGGCAAUACUCGUAAGCUUAAAACAAAAAUUCUUGAACUUCAAAAUUACAAAAAAUUGCUUAGGAAAUACUGUGAACGAAGGUCCAAUAUUGUAAAAGUCCGUUGUAACGUUAUAUUAUACUUGAUGAAAGUUUAGCAAAACUCGGUAAUUUUAGUUACAAAAUCGAACGACUUUUCGUUGUUUUCUUGAACAUGAAUUUCCAUUUAAGUAAAGAGUUGAACGCAUCGUUCAUAGUUGGAAUCAUUUUCUUUCUGGCGGGUUUUUUCGUCGCCGAAAUUCAAAGCUUAAACGUAGUGGAAGUCAACAGCGGCAACAUCGACAAGAUUGUGGACGGAUCCAAGUUUAUUUUUGUGUUUUUCUACGCUCCUUGGGAUAAACAAUCUCAGAAAGUGCUCGAAGUAUACGAAAAAGUUGGAGAGGAAUUCUCAUCCAGGGAGGAUAUUAUCAUUGCCAAAGCAAAUGCAUAUGAAGACGUUAAACUGGCAACGAGAUACUGGAUCGACCGCUAUCCGUUGUUUCGYUUCUUCAUCAAGGGAAGUAAAGUAGAAGAAACGUAUAAAGGAGGUAGAAAGGCYGAAGAUUUCAUCAGCUUUAUUCGGUCUCGUUCAUCCAUCACAUUCAACAAAGAAAUYUUCACAAGGCCAGUCAUCGAACUAGACGACUCGAAUUUUGAGCGUAUAGUUAAAGACAGGACCAAAAAUAUCAUGGUAAUGUUUUACAAUGGUUUCUGCAAACUUUGUAGACAAAUGGAGUAUUCYUAUCAUCAAGUGGGGCUGACGUUCCGUAACGAGCCUGACUGUGUGUUGUCCAAGCUGRAUUGUGAUGCGUACGUUCCUGUCUGCUUGGAACAAGURAUUGCGCAUUACCCUACUAUCAAGAUUUACACGAAAAAGAAUAAAGACGGUUUCAUCUACGAACCAGGCAAAAACCAAGAGUUUUACAGCGAAGCGAACAUGACGACUUUUAUGAAUGCACUUUGUAGUACGCAGAGGAUUUCGAAAGGCCGCCUGGACGCAAAGGCUGGCAGGUUGGAAGAAUUUGAUCAACUCRCAGUACAAUUCAUGAAAGACUGGAGCAAACGUGAACAGAUUCUCAGGGAAGUAAAACACAAGUCCUCUACCCAUGAUUCCAAGGAGUACGCGGCUUAUUACGCGUCAGUCAUGGGGCGCGUCAUUAAGGAGGGUGGUCACGUGAUCGGACACGAGAUUGAGAGAAUUGAACUCUUGAUUGUAGGGCAAGUACAUCCGAGGAAAAUAGACGAACUGGAGAAGCGUAAGAACAUUUUGAAACAGUUCCAUUCGCUGCAUCAUGAAAGAGAUGAACUAUGAACCCAAAAACUACCUCGCCCUCUCCUCCACGGUUUGAUAGAAGACUGGUAACUAAUUAGCGUGUCUCGCAUGGAAUUAUGGAACUAAAUUGAAGGAAGCAAGCACGAAGUUCCAUCAUUGAUAACGUAUUCCUAAUUUCAGCCCCACAACUCCAUGCUGAACGAGUUUUUUCCCCUUUGCUUUUUUUACCCCUCUAAGGCCACCGAAUAAAUACGACACCAAAGUAGCUUAUAAAAAGAUUUUAAUUGCCGCUUGCAAAAUUCAAUCACUGAUUUAUUAAAAAUGAUAAAUAUUUAA
This is a messenger RNA of Actinia tenebrosa (Australian red waratah sea anemone), 1661 nucleotides long. RefSeq names its product protein disulfide-isomerase 1. Gene Ontology annotation, cellular component: endoplasmic reticulum. Lineage: Eukaryota; Metazoa; Cnidaria; Anthozoa; Actiniaria; Actiniidae. Gene Ontology annotation, molecular function: protein disulfide isomerase activity. The record is from RefSeq and is a predicted model, not a curated record. Gene Ontology annotation, biological process: protein folding.